UUCACAUACUUUGUUCACUUUUUAAGAUAUGGAUCAAAAUCCCUACAAACUUUUCUUUGUGGCCUUGUUUUGCCUCCUGAUCCUAAGUCCUCCUGUAUCCUGCCAACUUGAUUAUAAAUUCUAUGAUUCCACUUGUCCCAAUCUGACAUAUAUUGUUCGAAAAACUGUCUGGUCAGCCAUUGCAAAUGAUACUAGGAUUGCAGCCUCACUCUUGCGGCUUCACUUCCACGAUUGUUUUGUUAAUGGAUGUGAUGGAUCAUUGUUACUUGAUGAUACCACCACAUUUACGGGGGAGAAAAAUGCAUCGCCUAACAAAGAUUCAGCUAGAGGCUUUGAGGUUAUCGACACAAUCAAGGCUACUUUGGAGAAAGCUUGCCCAUCCACAGUUUCUUGUGCUGAUAUACUAACUCUUGUAGCAAGAGAAGCUGUUUAUCUAGCUGGAGGUCAAUAUUUUUUUUGGGCUGUACCCUUGGGUCGCCGAGAUGGCACAACAGCGAGUCAGAGUGCAGCUAAUGAUCAGUUGCCAAGCCCUUUUGAGCCAUUAGAAAAUAUCACCGCAAAAUUUACUUCAAAGGGUCUGGAUAUAAAGGAUUUAGUGCUGCUAUCAGGUGCGCACACUAUUGGUUUUGCUCAAUGCUUUACAUUCAAGCCAAGGCUUUUCGACUUUGCCAAGUCUGGUAAACCUGAUCCAACCCUUGAUGGAUCCCUCCUACAAAAGUUGCAGAGCGUGUGCCCAAACCAAGCUGAUUCUGACACAAAAUUAGCUCCCUUGGAUCCAGUCACUUCGGACAAAUUUGAUAAUAGCUAUUACACAAACCUUGUGAGCAACUCAGGGCUACUUCAGUCAGAUCAAGCUCUUAUGGGGAACAAUAAAACUGCUUCACUGGUCACUUACUACAGCAAAUUCUCUUACUCUUUCUCCCGGGAUUUUGGAGCAUCAAUGGUGAAGAUGGCCAACAUAGGUGUACUUACUGGACAAACUGGAGAGAUUAGGAAGAACUGUAGGGUGGUGAACUAAAAACCUUUGUAAUUGUAUGUGAUAUGGAUGGUCUUCAAAAGCGUUGAAAGGCUGUAACUAGUACGUAGAAAAUGCUGGUCUGUAAGCUACCUUUGAUAAAUGUUGAAAGGAAUAACUCUGGUUGUAUUAAUAGCAUCAGAUGGUUACACUUAA
This is a messenger RNA of Quercus lobata, 1171 nucleotides long. Its product is annotated as peroxidase 10-like. Gene Ontology annotation, molecular function: heme binding; peroxidase activity. Lineage: Eukaryota; Viridiplantae; Streptophyta; Magnoliopsida; Fagales; Fagaceae. The transcript is spliced from 4 exons. The record is from RefSeq and is a predicted model, not a curated record. Gene Ontology annotation, biological process: hydrogen peroxide catabolic process; response to oxidative stress. Bases 29 to 1018 code for a protein of 329 amino acids.